AUGAACAACAACACAAAUUCAAUUCUCGAUUCCUAUGAAUCAACCGACAAUGCACUCAUAGAUUCUUUCAAGGCAGCUGCACUAAAGGUUACCACUCUCUAUAAAGACUCUUUGGUCCAGAACAGAAAAGCCUAUGCAGCAGGUUAUCAACAAGCACUUCAAGAUCUCUAUGGAUUUAUUAGUUCACAUCCUAGUACAACUGUGUCUCAGCAGGGAGACCCUUACACUGGGCAUCCCGUUGAACGAGGUUUCUUACCUGUUCAAGAUCUAUUGGAAUUUGCUCGGGAGAGAAAUACACAGCUAACCUCUGAGAUGGGAUCCGAUGACGGUAUGGCACCUGCACAAUCUCAGUCCAUGCACAUUACACAGCCAGCUACAUCAAAUCCACACACACAAAGACCCAGUCCUCCAGAACCUAAGACCCCUCAAACCUCAUUUGGGCACAGUAACCAAACCCAGCAUGGAUCUACAUCUGGGCACCAAUAUGAGACUCAGGCACCACUUACGUCUCAGGCCACAAAUCCUUUCCAGGUAGAUCCCAACACACAAUUCACCUUUUCGCUCCCGCAUAAUGCACCUACCUUGCGUGCAUCAUAUACUCCGGUCAUGCAUACUUAUGACACUAAUCACUAUCCCGAAACACCUUCAGAUGGCUUCAAGAGGAGAUAUACACCUUCCGACUUCUCAUUUAUGGGGCGGUCAAUCAACAAUAUGAAUUUGGACGCAUGGUGUGAACCCCCUCACAAACGAGGAAGAUCCAGGCGGGAUGAUUGA
Molecule: messenger RNA, 774 nt
Organism: Phycomyces blakesleeanus NRRL 1555(-)
Lineage: Eukaryota; Fungi; Mucoromycota; Mucoromycetes; Mucorales; Phycomycetaceae
Exons: 2
Coding region: 1-774 (257 amino acids)
Source: RefSeq, a predicted model, not a curated record